Gilbertella persicaria is the source of this 2127-nucleotide messenger RNA. RefSeq lists its product as uncharacterized. The coding region runs from base 1 to 2127 and encodes 708 amino acids. The record is from RefSeq and is a predicted model, not a curated record. Gene Ontology annotation, molecular function: 4 iron, 4 sulfur cluster binding; catalytic activity; FMN binding. Gene Ontology annotation, biological process: wybutosine biosynthetic process. The transcript has 2 exons. Lineage: Eukaryota; Fungi; Mucoromycota; Mucoromycetes; Mucorales; Choanephoraceae.
AUGAGUAACUUUAUCAACAGUUUGUUGUAUGGGUUCACCAACAUCCUUUCUGUUGGACCUGAACCACCCAGAGAAGGAGAAGAAAGUGGUUGUACUGGUUCAGACGGACAAGGUUGUUGUAAAGACCAACCUAAGCAAGAAACCAGCGGUUGUUGUCAAACAAAACAAGUAGAAGAAGGUUGUUGUGGAGGCAAAGGAGACGCAUGUGCAUGUGAAUCUACCAAUGGACCUGUUGUUAUUGACAACUUAAAAAUCCUUUUUUCUACCCUCACCGGCACAGCAAAGACAUUGGCUACCGAAAUGCAGAAAAAGAUUGAAGAAAACGAUCAUGUGACUGUUGAAAAGUUAGAAGUGAUGGACAUUACUGAAUAUGACAAUGACCAGCUCUUGCAGGAAACAGCUGUUUGUGUCUUCAUCUUGUCCACCUACAAUGUGGAAGGACCGUUGGAUUGGUUUACCAAUUGGCUUCAUGAUCUUCGUUAUGAUUUCCGUGUAGAUCGUGAUGCACUCAAAAAGCUUCGUUAUACUGUAUGUGGUUUGGGCGAUUCAGCUUAUGGUGAAGAAUUCAAUAUUGCUGCUGCCAACAUUGAUAAAUGGCUUGGAAGAUUGGGUGCUACUCGUAUUUAUCCCCUAGGUGAAUGUGACAAAAACUCAGAUCAAAAGGCACAAUUUGAUGUCUGGUCUAAUGGAUUUGUAUCUGAAUUACAAGAUAAGCACAGUUUGGAAUUCUCGCCUACCAACAUUGCUUUCCAAUCUGAUGACGAAGAAGAAGAAGAAGAACAAGAAGAAGCUCAAAUUGACAUUGAUGGUGGUAGUGGUGAUGAAAUGGUUGAUUUGGAAGAUAUGGGCAACAUGGCAUCCAAGAUCAAAGCAGCUAAAGCCAAACGUGCUGAAGAGGAUGAAGAGUAUGAGAACAGUAAGGCAAGACCCAGACGUCAAAUCGGCUCUGAUGAUACUGUUAAGAAGACUAUUCAGCCCCGUGAAAUGGUAUCACCCAUGAUUCACAAGAACUUGACAAAACAAGGCUACAAAGUAGUUGGAUCUCAUUCGGGUGUCAAGAUCUGUCGUUGGACAAAAUCAGCUUUGCGUGGCCGUGGUUUCUGUUAUAAACAUGCUUUUUACGGUAUUCAAUCUCACUUGUGUAUGGAAACUACACCUUCAUUAGCAUGCGCCAACAAAUGUGUGUUCUGUUGGAGACAUCAUACAAAUCCUGUUGGCACUACGUGGCGUUGGAAGGUAGACGAUCCUCAAUUUAUUUUGGAUGGUGCUAUCGAAAACCACUACAAAAUGAUCAAGCAACUAAAAGGUGUACCUGGUGUGAAGGCUGAACGUUUCCAAGAAGCAUUUACCAUCCGUCACUGUGCUUUAUCACUUGUAGGUGAACCUAUUUUCUAUCCUCAUAUCAACGAAUUUGUUACCAAAUUACACGAAAACAACAUCUCAUCUUUCUUGGUGACCAAUGCUCAAUUCCCAGACAAGAUUGCUGAGAUGGUUCCUGUCACACAACUCUACGUCAGUGUAGAUGCUGCCACAAAAGAAAGCUUAAAGAAAAUCGAUCGUCCUUUGUUCAGAGACUUUUGGGAACGAUUCUUGAACUGUUUAGAACAAUUGUCGCUCAAGGGACAGCGUACUGUCUACCGUAUGACAUUGGUUAAGGGACACAAUACAGCUGAAAUUGAUGGCUAUGUUGAAUUGAUUCGUCGUGGCAAGCCUUCCUUUAUUGAAGUGAAGGGUGUCACUUACUGUGGUUAUAGUGGUGCCAGUGACUUGACCAUGGCUAACGUUCCUUUCCAUGUCGAAGUCAUUGAUUUCUGUCGUCAAUUGGUUGCUAAAUUGGACGGUGACUAUGAGAUUUCUGCUGAACAUGCUCAUUCUUGUUCUCUUUUGAUUGCUCACAAGAGUUUCAAGGUGAAUGGUGAAUGGCACACCCAUAUUGAUUAUCCAAAGUUCUUUGAACUCGUCAAGAGUGGUAAGUCAUUUAACAGUUUGGACUACAUGGCCAAAACUCCUGAAUGGGCUCUUCAUGGUCAUGAAGCCGCUGGCUUUGAUCCUAAUGAAACACGCCAUUACCGUAAAAACAGAAAAAUAGUUACACCACCUGUCAUUCCUGCAGUUGAAACUGCUUAA